AUGAACAACAAGUUAAAAUUUUUGACCCUCCUAUGCGUCGCCACCACGGGCACGUACUACAUAUGUGUGCACAAGAAGAAGGAAAUUAAGAAACUACUAAAUUGUAUGUUUGUAAAUGGAAAAAAGAAGAAGCACAGACGGAGGGAAAGUAGUGUGCGGAGGAAGAAUCCAAAUGGACGUAAGGCCAAGUCCUUGGCUAGUUUAGAACCCAUGGAAAGCGAAUCAGAAGCAGACGAAAUUGUUCAUGUGAAUGAAGAUACCUCUGUUAUCAGUUCAGAGAAUGAUUCAUAUUUUCUUGAUGUAAGGGAAGAGACCCCACGGGCAGGGAAUGGCUUGAUAGAUGGCCACAUCAAUGGCGGGAGCACGAGAAGGGAGAAAGAUUCCUCAGAAGAGGAGGAAACAGAAGAAGAUAGCACCCUGACGGAUGUUGAAGAUAUUAACAACCUGAAUGAGAGAGCAAGUUACAACGUUGUGCAGAUAAAAGGAAAUCGUAGAACCACGGGGAAAUACCUCAAUGGGCUCCGGAAAAGAACCACCCAAAAGGGGGUUCUUUCAAAGGGAUAUUCCCUUGAAGAGAUAGAUUUCCAAUCUGCGGAUAACUUAAACGAAUGCGCAGUCAUCCUCCCGGAGAAAUACAAAAUAUAUUUCAAGUCCUUCGGGUGUGCACACAACAGUUCAGAUUCCGAAUUUAUGAUGGGCCUUCUUGGGAAUUAUGGAUUUCAGUUUGUGAAAAGUGUCGAAGAGUGCGAUAUCUGCAUAAUUAAUAGUUGCACGGUGAAGAACCCCAGUGAGGAAAGCAUGAAGACCAUUAUAAAUUACGUACACAAAUUGAAUAAGACUAACAGGGGGAGGGCGACAGGCCAAGUGGUAAAAAAAGGGAAGAGUGGAAAAAAGGGGAAAAGUGUACAAAUGAGAAAAACGGUACAGACGGAUGGGGGUGAACAGGACCCACAUGUGGAUUACCUCACCACAUCAUCUUCUGGAAUCUCGGAUUUUGAACAGGACAACAGGGACGGCAAGGGAGAAGCCACCUGUUGUAACGAAACAGCGUGUGGAUGUGCGCCUGCCAAGGGGAAUUCGGGUUUGGUCAAAAGGGCAUCAGUGAAGCAAAUGGAAAAAGAAGGAGUGAAAGGUGCGAUCGCGAAAGCCCCCCGAGGAGAUAUCAAAAUCAUCGUCUGCGGAUGUGUGCCGCAAGCGGAGAAGGACAUGGAGAUAUUCGAAAACGUGUCGCUUGUGGGAGUGACAAACAUUGACAAAAUCGUGGAUGUCGUGGAGAAUGUGAUUAACGGAUACAACGUGCGCUACCUGAAGCAUUCAAAAAAAAUGACCUCCUUAAAUCUCCCGAAAAUAAGAAAAAACAAGUACAUAGAAAUUAUCAAUAUUAACAACGGGUGCCUGGGAAACUGCACCUACUGCAAGACCAAAUUUGCAAGAGGAGACUUAGCUAGCUAUAACAUACCCGACAUUAUUAACAGAAUAAAGCAUGUAUGCAAUGAGGAAAAUAUAAAAGAAAUCUGGUUGACGUCGGAAGAUACCGGUGCAUAUGGAAUCGACUUAAAUACAAACAUCGUCAAACUACUUAAAGAAAUUUUGGAUACCAUUUCCAAUAGUGACGUUAUGAUCCGCCUAGGCAUGACCAACCCACCGUACAUUCUGAAACAUAUAAAGGAUAUAUGCAAUUUGCUAAAGCAUAAAAAUAUGUACGAGUUUAUUCACAUCCCUGUUCAAAGCGGUAGUAACAGAGUGUUAAAAAAUAUGAACAGGGAAUAUGAAAUUGAAGAUUUUAUAUACUUAGUGGAAAAUUUAAGGAAGGAUGUUCCAAAUAUAACUAUUGCAACGGAUAUUAUAUGCGGAUUUCCAUACGAAAUGGAGAAAGAUCACCUGGAAACGGUCGACUUGGUAAAAAAAUAUCAAUUCCCCAUACUUAACAUUUCCCAGUUUUAUCCCAGAAGAGGCACUGUAGCGUAUGGCAUGAAAAAAAUUAACACAAAAAUUGUAAAAAAAAGAUCAAGAGAAGUAACGGACGCAUUUCUUUCCUAUACGAACAAUUACAAAUUUUUGGAAGGAACUACACAGAGAGUUUUAUUCACGGAAGUAUCCACAAAAAGUGAUGACCUUAUUGGGCACACGAAACAGUAUGUUAAGGUAUUGCUGCAAAAUAGAAACAAUGAAAAUUCGCAUUUGUUGAGCCAUUUCGCCAACUGCAAGAUUGUCUCAGCUCAUAAGUGGCACGUAGUUGCAGAACUGGCGUGA
Messenger RNA from Plasmodium knowlesi strain H, 2253 nucleotides. Its product is annotated as radical SAM protein, putative. Gene Ontology annotation, molecular function: tRNA (N(6)-L-threonylcarbamoyladenosine(37)-C(2))-methylthiotransferase activity; 4 iron, 4 sulfur cluster binding. Gene Ontology annotation, cellular component: endoplasmic reticulum. The record is from RefSeq and is a predicted model, not a curated record. Lineage: Eukaryota; Apicomplexa; Aconoidasida; Haemosporida; Plasmodiidae. The transcript has a single exon. Bases 1 to 2253 code for a protein of 750 amino acids. Gene Ontology annotation, biological process: tRNA methylthiolation.